Molecule: messenger RNA, 7827 nt
Organism: Ailuropoda melanoleuca (giant panda)
Lineage: Eukaryota; Metazoa; Chordata; Mammalia; Carnivora; Ursidae
Gene: WDFY2
Product: WD repeat and FYVE domain containing 2
Exons: 12
Coding region: 248-1450 (400 amino acids)
Biological process (GO): positive regulation of protein phosphorylation; positive regulation of fat cell differentiation
Cellular component (GO): early endosome
Molecular function (GO): metal ion binding; protein binding
Source: RefSeq, a predicted model, not a curated record
AGCUCUCCGCCCCCUCCUCUGGUGGUGGCGCCGGCUUGCAGCCCGGGUCGUGGCGGUUUCGGUGCCCCAAGCCGGGAGCGCGGAGUCGUUCCCGGAGCGGCGGCCAGGCUAUGAUCGCGGGUCCCUGGAGUCCCGCUCCGGUCACCCAGAGUCCCUGUCUCAGCUUGUGCCCGUACCCGAGCGGUCUCCUCAGCCCGGCCCCGCGGCGCGGUUGGCGGCGGCGCCCCCGGCGCGCCCCCUCCUCCCGAUGGCGGCGGAGGUCCAGCCCAAGCCGCUGACCCGCAAGCCCAUCCUGCUGCAGCGGGUCGAGGGGUCCCAGGAGGUGGUGAAUAUGGCCGUGAUCGUGCCCAAGGAGGAGGGCGUCAUCAGCGUCUCGGAGGACAGGACCGUUCGUGUAUGGCUGAAGAGAGACAGCGGACAGUAUUGGCCAAGCAUAUACCAAGUGAUGCCUUCUCCAUGUUCAUGCAUGUCUUUUAACCCGGAAACAAGAAGACUGUCCAUAGGUCUAGACAAUGGUACAAUCUCAGAGUUUAUUUUAUCAGAAGAUUAUAACAAGAUGACUCCUGUGAAAAACUAUCAAGCGCAUCAGAGCAGAGUGACCAUGAUCCUGUUUGUUCUGGAGCUGGAGUGGGUGCUGAGCACGGGGCAGGACAAGCAGUUUGCCUGGCACUGCUCGGAGAGUGGGCAACGCCUGGGAGGUUACCGUACCAGUGCCGUGGCCUCGGGCCUGCAAUUUGAUGUUGAAACCCGGCACGUGUUUAUUGGUGACCAGUCAGGCCAAGUAACCAUCCUCAAACUGGAGCAAGACAACUGCACGCUGGUCACAACAUUCAGAGGACAUACAGGUGGGGUGACUGCUCUCUGUUGGGACCCUGUCCAGCGAGUGUUGUUCUCGGGCAGCUCAGAUCACUCUGUCAUCAUGUGGGACAUCGGUGGGAGAAAAGGAACAGCCAUCGAGCUCCAAGGACACAAUGACAAAGUCCAGGCCCUUUCCUAUGCGCAGCACACACGGCAGCUCAUCUCCUGUGGUGGUGAUGGCGGGAUCGUGGUCUGGAACAUGGACGUGGAGAGGCAGGAGACCCCUGAAUGGUUGGACAGUGAUUCCUGCCAAAAGUGUGAUCAGCCUUUCUUCUGGAACUUCAAGCAAAUGUGGGACAGUAAGAAAAUUGGCCUAAGACAGCACCACUGCCGCAAGUGUGGGAAGGCCGUCUGCGGCAAGUGCAGCUCCAAGCGCUCCUCCAUCCCUCUGAUGGGCUUCGAGUUUGAAGUGAGGGUCUGUGACAGCUGCCACGAGGCCAUCACCGAUGAAGAACGUGCACCCACGGCGACCUUCCACGACAGCAAACAUAACAUUGUGCACGUGCACUUUGAUGCAACCAGAGGAUGGUUACUGACUUCCGGAACUGACAAGGUUAUUAAGUUAUGGGAUAUGACCCCAGUCGUGUCUUGAUGACACUGCAGGCGUCAGAAAGAUAGUAUUUACUCAAGAAACGGUUGUCGGAAUCCACAUCGUUACUGGAGCUGUCAGCAGACGUGUGAGAGUUGGAGAGAAACUCGCGGGCCGGGCUGAGUUGGCAUGGGAGCUAGUGAGUGGACACUGGCGAGGGGACUCUUUCAACCUGUUCAUACAAUAGAAAAGAAGAUAUUUUUUUAACAAAUGGUUUAUACACUCUGGCUGUGCUACCUUGUUUUGAACAUACUGAAAACUCUGUGCGGGGUGUUUAAUUUGUAUGUGUUUCUCACUUCCUUCUCGUUGUUGCUUCGUGUGUUGGAGAGAGAACGGAGGCAUCUGUUCGGGGUAUUUUUGGUCGUUAUAAAAUCAUUUCCAUGUUUCCUUCACUUGGUCACGUAUUCUGUGGUCGGCCUCCUUUUCCUCUCUCUGUGUCACGCCCCGUCUGCGUCAUGUUCUCCUGUGUAUGUGUUUAUAUUUACACUCUUUAUUCUCAGUGUUACUGCUUUCACAGACCUCCUCUUCCACUGAGACGUUCAGAAAACCGUUCAUGUGGGUUUUCCAGCUGACUUCUUGAAUCACCUGAAGAGUAAUCCAUUUGGAGUGUCUAACUCAUUCCUGUGUGGGCCGCAUAGACGUGACCUUAUGCUUCUGCCUCAGUCUUCGGUCUCUGCUGUGAGAAAGCGAUGUGACCACUGUGGUCGCAGAAGCAAGUGAUUGUAACUCCGGGCUCCAACUCUCAGUGCCUGGAUCGUUUCUCAUUCAGUGGAGCCUUCUGAGCCUUUUAUGUUUUCCUGUGAUUCACACAGCUCUUCCUCGCUUACAGUAUUCAAAACAAACCCAACAACAAAAAAAACCCCAAACCCUGUGUCCUUCAGAAAAAAGCAUCUUUAAGAUGUGUUUGUCCACACGACGUCACCUCUGAAUUUGAAUGUGCUCCUUACUGCGAGAUUAUAUCCUGCUCUACUCCUCACCAUCUGUAUUUUCUUCCCCUUGAGAAACUAGAUAUUUAAAGAUUUUUAUCUUCAUGUAUUUUAGCAGAACACUUUGCACACUUUCAUACUAAAGCUGUGUGAUCUGAGACAUGAAAGGUACCGAGUCCUACAGCUCAUACUGUGUUCCAGUUAGGAAUGUUAAAAAAAAGAAAAGAAAAAAGAGGGCUUUAGAAAACGAACCUGAAGAAUUCUAAUUUUAAGGGAAUCCAAUCAAACUUGAUAAGGUGAAAUAUUCUUGUGUGUAGUGACUCAACUCGGGAUAUUGAAGUCCUUUUUAGAAAUCUUAUUUUCACCUGUUGGCAGCAGGCGUGUGCCAUGAGCCUGUCCCAUCAUGUCCACUUUACACGUCCCACCUCAUCCACCCUCACCUGUCAGGGGCAUCAGAGGAGCCCUGAGUCUCUUGAGGAUCCCCAGGUUAAAUUAAGCCUUGUAGAGAAAUAGUUCAGUUACUCGCCCUUCACUCUCCAGGCCAUCCAUGUUAUCUUGUUCACUUCCGAUUUGACAGGUUUUUGGCAGUGGUGUUUGAAAUGCUCCCUAUUUUUUUUUUUUUUGGAAAGCCAUUUUUUUCCCUCACAAUUAUUAAUUACUUUUCUUUCCAACUGGGAAAAGUACUACCCGCCAUCCUCGGCUGCCAUAGUCCCAUUCUCUGAAGACCCCCUUGACCCUUGUGUCCCUGGGGCUGGGUCUUCCUAUAGACGGCUGUGUUGCCGCAGCACGGGGAAGCAGGGCCAGUGGGUAGGCCCGGGCAGCCAUGGUACAUGGCAGCCGUCACCUGAGACAUCAGGGCAGCUCGUGUGACCACACUCUAAGGUUGUACGCACGUGUACACACACACGCACGGAGGCAGUUACCACUUGUCACUUCGCUGUCCCCUUCUGCACCAUCCUUGCCUGCCAUCAGUCAAAGCUGUUAGAACUCAGCUGAUCUUGUCUGCAUGAUUGUGAGAGAGCUUUCAAAAGGGAAUGCAAUUUAAAAUAUUCAAGUAUCUAUUUUAUGGUUUACUACUGGAACUUGUAGCCACGUACUAAGUUGUACCUAACAGAGAAUCCUGUGUUGGAAACGAGUAAUAGAAAGGAAUUGCUCUGUUUUCCCUUCCCUAAUUUCGGAGCGUGGCCCGUAUGCAGAGAGGGAGACGGUGUCAGUUGGAAGCAGUAGGUCAGUGCCCAGUGAGCCUGAUGUGGAUCUGAGUUAGGUCUGGAGGAGCUCACACCCCACCGGUGAAGCUGAUGUCCCUGCUGGCACGAGUGUCCAGCACGGUUGCCUGGGCUGUGACCCUGCACUUCACUGCAGCCGUGUCCCUCCCAGUGUGGCUGUUCCCCAGCCCGCAGAGCCACUCAGAGGUUGACACCACUUGCCACCUCAUUGGUGAGGAGAGUCAUGAUCAAAAGCCACAGACACGUCAUAGUAUCCACUGCUCUGCCCUUCUCUUUCUCCUUAUCUGUGUGGUGCUUGAAUUUGUUAAGAAGUACUUAGCAAACUAACGGUGUUGUGUUUGUGAUACUGUGAAUUCUUGAGUUUUAGGAUGAGUGUCUCCACCAUUUUGUGUAACUCAUGGAGGGAGAGAGGCUGGUGUCAGGUGUCUUCCCAGCAUUUUCUGGACUGGAGGCUUCACUCAUAGGAGUGAAAGCUGGCGCCAGCACAUGACUUUUCUCCUGGCUGGGUUCACUGUCAUAGUUCUUAUUUUGCCCUCUUGGAAUUGCACUUUACAUAUAUUUUUGCUCUGUUACUUCAGCAGUUCUGGCAAGUAAUGCCUAACGUGGACUGCACAUCUCACGCACAGACUUGCUCUGCAAUUGGUAGGAUAAAACCAAUCACGUGCUCUCGGUUUCUCCAAAGAAAUGAUGUUACUGGAACCUUUCAUGGCCUGGGUUUGUGUCUGCAGUAGCAAAGGUGGUUUUAAAUUAAGUACUUGGAAUUGCAUGUCUUUUUAUAUGAGGUCAGUCAAUGAUGUAUUUCUUAUUUGAUUGUUUCAAUUAUUCAAGGAAUCAUAAACUCACAAAACUGGAAGGGAUCUUCAGAGAUCUAGAAUGUUCCAAGCAGAAAACAUUUGGUCAUACCAGGCAGUCGGAUAUAGCUGAGGUGUCAACAGGAGAAUCUAAAGGAAGAAUUUUCAAGGAACACGUGCUUUUGGACAUUAACUACUAAUGGCAUGACUAGGAGGAGUGACCUCUAGGCAGCUCUUGGGAACCAGGCCUUAUCCUCUUGUAGGUGAAUCUGACACUGCUUUUGGCCCCAGCCCUGUUUCUCAGUGAGUGGGUACUAAUGAGGCAAUCCUUGCAGGUCUUGAUAAACAUAAACUUCCGACACUCUUGCUCAUGGACCCUCCCCCUCAGCAACAAAAUCCAGAUGGAAAUCUGAGGGCAUUGAAAAUUCGUCUUCCCCUGUUUGUCUGAAGACCGGCCUUGAGUGAGUCUCUGAGCCUACAGCCUUUGCCUUUCUUAGGGAACACCACCUUUUCAUGGCUUGAGAUUCAUUUUUGAAACACAUAAUUUAUUUUUGCUUAACAUUAAUCACUUUUUAAAGCCUGGACAUUGACUUAUAGGUAAAGAGAUAGCUCUAAACUAUGUACCAAAGUUACUGGACAUAAAUAUUCAUUAAAUGAGAUUCCUUUGAUUUUGCCUUUUCAUAAUUUAAUUAUAUAUAAGGGAUCAUGUUUACUAAGAUACAUGUUUUAAAGUAAAAGAAAACACUUUGCCAAAACAGUCUUUUUCUCUCCUUUAAAAUAAAGGUAAAUUUUAACGGACAGUGGCUACCUAGCAAGUUGGUUGGGAAGCACAGAAAUUAAGUCCAUUUUAAACACGGCGUUCUCUAGAUGAGCCACGAGAGUGUAGCCCACUUCAGCCAUUUGUGGGGCGUCUGCCCCAAGCCAGGCUUUGAACUAGGCCAUGGGGUGCCGGGGCCCAUUCCCUGGCCUGGGCAGAGGCCACACGGGGGAGUGGAUGGGUCGUUUCGGUCCCAUGGGGUCCGUUCUGUGAUAGAAGUGUGCGCGGGGCCCACCACAGGAGUUGCGCACAGGGUGCCCGCCCCCCAGCAGAAAGGACUUCUGAGCCGAGGGUUAAAGGUGCAGUUGGAGUGAGUCCAAUAGGGAAAUGACUUGCAGGCUGCCGAAGCAGAAACAAAGGCCUGCGAGCUGGCAUCAGCCUGGUACACAGGGCCACAAGCGAUCUGGAGUUGCCAGAGAGUGUCAAGUGCUCGGCUGUAGUCCUGGGGCCUGGGCUAUUGUCGCUAUGGGGGGGAGCUAUGCGGGGUGGCCUGUGACCUCAGAGGGAGGCAGCACAUGAUUCACCACAGGGGGUUCGCUCAGGAGUUUGAGAGUCAGUUUCCUGCAGCUGACUGAGGUUAGUAUCUUGAGUUUUUUGUUGUUUUUUUUCCUUUAGAAAGACCUGGGAUGAUUAUCUUAAAAUGACCCAUGGCAACUAAUUUUGAACUCUCCGGAGGCCAUGAGGUAGAGCUGGAGGCCCCCACAUGCGUGGACUAGGCCUGGGAGAACUUCUGUGCUAAUUCCCAUAUGACACAGGUGGGCCAGGCUCGGCUGCUCCCCUUUGAAAAAGGAAAGACUAUGACGGGUGGUAGGAGACUGUUCUAGACAACUGUGGCAUCAGAGGAAUAUGCAGAGCCAAGCCCUUUGGUGCAUAAGCAGGCGGCCAUCCUCCAUUUCCCUGCCGGCUCGAAAUCAUUCUUGCAAGUCAUGGGUCUUCUCAGUACAGUGUGGAGAACGUGAUAAAUCCUCAUCGUCGUGCCUCUUGCCACGUGGAAGGGAACAUUUUUCUCAGGUCAGAGACUGUGAAGAGGGCUCAGGCAGCGCCCCCUCCAAGACCUGGCUCUGCCCCGCAGGGGUGUCUCAGCAUCCCCCCCACGGGGCUUGGCACUUUCUGGGUCUUGCCAUUCUAUCCAUUUGCCUUUUUCUUUCACUGCCCAAGUGUCCUACGUCCAUUACUUAGUUCAGGAAUAUCCAUAUUCAUUUUUCAACUUCAGCUCAACUUCACACCCGAGAAUUACAUACAUACCAACGCUUGAGGGUUUUAGUUUGUAAUUUAGCCUUUAAACAUGAUCCUUUCCACUGAGAAACCUAUUUAGGCCUAACACACAAAAGCAGUCUCUAAAAAUAUGAUCUGUCCAGAAUUGGAGUGGGAUUCCUCCUUUGUGUUUCGCAUGCCAGGGAAUGUUUGAACAGACGGUAGCUAGUCCCUUGUCAGAGAUGUGGGAGGCCAGCUAAGGCUUGGAGGAGGAACUGAAUUGGAUGAUCGUUCUUGAGACCCCUUCCAGUCCUGCGAUCCUGUGAUUCCACGAAUGUUUACUUUUGGACUAGUGGCUGACUUCACUCGGACAGACAGGAGUGUAUCGGAAGGUCAUUGUCUUCUGUCAGGUCAAGGAAAUUGCUCUCUGCAUUUUUCCAUCUAGAGAUCUGGAGGAGAUGGUGAAGGUGGACGUUGAUCAUGGUACCAUCUCAUUAAAAAUAAGAUACCUCAAAAUGUUCACCUUUGUGACUCAAAAACGCUAGCUGACUUUUCUUGGGAGAGAAAGUGUCAGGGAACCAUAGGUUGGUUUAAAGGUCUUUUUUCUCUUGGUUCUCUGGGAAUCAGAAGAGGGUGAACUCUAAUACAAAAAGGGAAAAUGGUUUGCAAAACGUAUUUCAUUUACAUGCACGUGUUUUUCUCCCAUUUGAAUAGAUGGCAGCCUUAGGCCCCUAGCAUCCGCCCGUAUGAAGUAUAGACCAAACACUUGUGUCACUGGCAACCACGGUACUCUUCAUAUAUUUGUGUUGGACGCCAUUUGCCUUGCUUUUUAAAUGACUUUUUUUCAUGUACUGUCAUUUUGCAAAAGAAAAUCUUUAUAUGAAAAGUACAAAAACUGUUAUUAACUGGACAACGGGGAAGGUGCUAGCCCUCCGUUCGUGCCUGCCUACCUACCGCUGUUCCUAACCAGGGCAACGGACUCUUCCAUGCUGCACGCCGUCCGUCUCGGGCCCCCGUAGAACCCGGCUGCAGCAGGCAUGUUACUUCAUGGAUAUCUUUUUCUUUCUUUUUGAAAUGAGCUUCCCCAAGGGGUCAGGUUGAGAAUGUCAUGAGCCUGAAGCUGGAACAGAUUUCUCACAUGCGGUUCUAGCAGAACCUUCUGGCAUCACCAUGCUCUCUGCCAUUGGAGACAUUGACAUUGACUUCCUGACUGAUAUAGGGGGACCGAGCAAGAACUUAUAAUGUUAAAAUGCCUGUAUCCGGUUCUACGUUCAAAUGCUGCUGGGUGUUGUGAAUGUUUUUAAACUCUGCUCACUUUCUCACUGUGUUCCCUCUAACUGAAACAUGCCUUUGGCCAUUACCAAUGUAAAAGACUCUCAAUGCAAAGUUGCCUCCACGGUUUAAAAUAAAUCUCUGUGGAAACCUU